Phymastichus coffea is the source of this 2181-nucleotide messenger RNA. RefSeq names its product ankyrin-1-like. The transcript has a single exon. Gene Ontology annotation, molecular function: protein binding. The record is from RefSeq and is a predicted model, not a curated record. NCBI's taxonomy places the organism in Eukaryota, Metazoa, Arthropoda, Insecta, Hymenoptera, Eulophidae. The coding region runs from base 1 to 2181 and encodes 726 amino acids.
AUGGAAUUAAUAUCUGCAAUUCAAUUUCAACCUUUUGAAAAAGUCAAACAAAUUGCUGAAUCUAUGAAAAUUCUUGAGAAUUCAGAAUAUUUGGACUAUCAUGCAUUGAAUUUAGCUCUUGGAUUAAGUCGCAAACGUACAGCUAAUUAUUUAAUUAGUAAAAAUUGCAGAGUAAAUAUAGAAUCAAAGAAACGUGAAAAUACUCCUUUGCAUAAUGCUAUAGAAUUUAUAGGUGAUGAACAAAUUGUUUCUGACCUUUUAAAGAAUAAAGCUUCCAUCAUAGCUAUAAAUCAUGAAGGCAAUACUCCAUUACACAUGGCUUUUUUAAAAAGAUAUGGCAAAAUAACUGAACUUAUAUUAAAUGCCAUAUUUGUACAUACAUACUAUGGGUAUGAGAAUAUUAAAAACAAGCAAGAUCUCACUCAUAUCCAUAUUGCUUGUACGAUGGACAACGAAAGAUUGGUACAGUUGUUCUUGAAUGUUGGAGCAAAUAUUAACGAUGCAGUUAACAAAGUCUCUCCUUAUUAUCCUGGCUACACAGCAAUGCAUUUUGCUGCUAAAAACAAUUGUAUUAAUGUAAUAAAACUUCUUAUGAAUCGUGGAAGUGUAAAAAUAAUUAGUCAGGGUGCAGACAGUGAAAAUAGAACACCAGCUCAACUGGUGUUCGAGAAUCUGAAGAACUUGCAAGUAUCAUUUUAUCAUAUGACCAUGCAAAACAAGAAUGACAAAUCAGGCUACUACAAACAUUUAUCUCAAUUUCAUGUGGCAUGCUUAUGUGAUUAUCCAGAUUUUGUUGAAAAUUUUAUUUUACAUGGUGCUGAUAUAAAUACUCCUAUUCAAUCAGAAGCUACAUUUUGCCCUGGAUACACACCAUUACAUUGUGCUGUAGAGAGUAACUGCAAAAAAAAUGUUGAAAUACUACUUCAGAAAGGAGCAAACAUUGAUCAAUUGAACUAUUACAACAUGACACCAUUACACUUGGCACUGUAUAAUGAGGAUCCCAAUGACAAUAAUACAAUCCUAGAUUUAUUAUAUGCUGCUGUAAAAGAUAAAAAUAAAAAUAUUGUUGAUUUGAAUGGCCUGAGCUACAUGCAAAUUGCAGUAACAAGAGAUGACAGAGAGACCGUGAAGAUAUUCCUUAAAAAUGACAAAGCUAUUGUGAACCAUACAGUUAUGUACAAUCUUCGUAAUUUUUCUGGUUUUACAGCAUUACAUUUUGCUGUGAAAUACAAGCAUUUGAAAAUGGCAAAAUUAUUGAUAGAAAAUGGUGCUGAUGUGAACAGUAACGAUAACUUUGAGCAUGGUACUCCUUUACAUUUAGCAUUUGAAAUUUGUCAUCGACAGCUUAUCGAGCUUCUUUUGGAACAUGGUGCUAAAGCGGAUAUAUUACGAAUUGCCGACAAUAAAUCGAUGCUUCAUUUGUUGAUAGAAAAUUACGUUAAUAAAGCAGAAGCACAUGCAUUAGUCCAGAUGUGUAUUAACAACAAAGAAGCGAACUUUAAUGAGUACUAUGACCCAAAACGAGUUUUGGCUAAGUAUGUUGAGCGAUUGGUCAGCUUGGGAUGCAAUGUCAAUGAAAUAGAGAGCAAAAAUGGAAAUACUGCAAUGCAUUUGGUGUGUAGCGAAGACUAUGAUGACGGGCCUUACGCUGAAGAACUUUUGAAAUUUGGUGCAGACAUAAAUAUUGAAAACUUCUAUGGACAAACCCCAUUUCAAAUGGCUAUAGAUCGGAAUUUCAGUUACUACAUGUUGUUGUUUCAUCACGUUCAGAAUCUAAAGGCUUUGGAACUCGAAGUCAACCCAAAAAAUGAGAAAUGCUGUAAUGAAGUUUUAAAAAAUUAUUAUUUUUCUUUCAGCGAUAAGGAUAUUGUACGUAAACAUCAACAGAGACUAAACGAAAUCGAAAACAUGAAAACUUUUAUGCUCGACCAAAAGGUUUCUUUGUAUGACUUUGUGCGAUUUAAGGUAACUCUUGCAGUUGUUUACGUUUUUAAAAAGCCGCUGAUAAAGCUUUUUGAAGAAAAAGAUACAAAAGAAUUGGAUGAGAAAUAUCCCACAUACGCUUAUCUGAUUAAGUUACGCUAUCGUAAAACCGUUGAGUACUUUAUGAUUAAUGGAGCGCCAAAGAAAAUCCGUGGUGUUCUUGUAAAGAAAACUGGUAGAGGAAAAAUUCGUAAAUGA